CCCCAGCUUGACGCGUGAGGAUCCGCAGCGUCGCGACGAUGCCGGGACUGCCCGCACUCACACAUACCAAGGGAGGAGCAUGCUGUCAGCUAAACGAGCCUUACAGACCCCGUGGCACCUCUAUAAAUAGCAACUCAGUAACACGGGAGGGGGAGGAAAAGGGGGAAAGAAAACUCCUGUGCGGCUCUCCUAUACAAACGACACCGCCCAGCCGAUUCCCAAGCAGGGCGCUUUAAACCACCAACCUUGCCCAUGAAGUUAUCGCGAGAAAACGCGAGAACGCCCCGACAGAACAACAAAAAUAAAUUUUGGACAACAAUCCUUAGUACAUGAUGGCGGCGUCGCUGCUGCGCCGGGACAAGAAAGCCACAGCCGCGCAACUGAAGGCCGACCUCAACCGGACUGACGACGGCUCGGGGGCACGUAUGCUUCAGGAUCUGCUGGAUUGUGUCCUUAAUCCAGAAAUGCAAGCCGGGGACACGGAGGCCUUGGAGUGGUGCAAGUGUCUGCUGGCAGGAGGGGACGCUUUCGAUGAGUUUUGCAAGACGGUGCGCUCCUACGAUAACGCCACCCUUUGCGGCUUGGUGUGGACUGCCAAUUUCGUGGCGUACCGCUGCCGCACCUGUGGCAUCUCGCCGUGCAUGUCGCUGUGCGCCGAGUGCUUCAACAACGGCGACCACACGGGCCAUGACUUCAAUAUGUUCAGGAGCCAGGCCGGCGGGGCCUGCGACUGUGGGGACAGUAAUGUCAUGCGGGAAAGUGGAUUUUGCAGGCGGCAUCGAUCGAAAACUGGAGAAAAUGUUCCCUCCAUCCCCAGAGACUUGCUGCUGAUGUCAGAGAUGGUUCUUCCACGUUUCAUUAUUCAUAUUGUUCAGCACUUAAGAGAGGGAUACACUGAACCAGAGGCAGGAGCGGAGAGAGAUCUUCAGAAAGUUCUGCAGCAGCUGGAGCCCCACAUCUCCUUCCUGGAAGAGUUAACCAAGAUGGGCGGGGCCAUGAGAACUGUUCUAACAAAGAUCUUAACCAAUCAGCAGACUUUCAAAGACCUAAGCAUGGGGCAAGAAGAUAACGUUUAUGCAAAGAAGAAUUACGACAAGUACCUAGCAGCUCUGAAGAGCUCUGGGCUGGUUUCUGCGGAGGAGAAGGCUGGGGCUGGGGGAGCAGAUGCUCUGCCAGGGGCUCAUAGUCUGCCGGGUGCUGCUGCUGAAGCCAGUGCAGGUUCUGUUAAGGAGGAGGAUCAGGAUGGAGGCCAAAACGUGGGCCAGAGGAAAAGGGUGAAACUAAGCAGCAGUACCAAAGACAAGUCCAUAAUGGAUGCGUUGAAACAUAAAUGCUUUUUAGAAGAGCUUCUCUUCUGGACGAUUAAGUAUGAGUUUCCACAGAAGAUGGUGACUUUUCUACUGAAUAUGCUGCCAGAUCAGGAUUAUAAGAUUGCCUUUACCAAAACCUUCGUCCAGCACUACGCCUUCAUCAUGGAGACGCUGAUGAGGAGCCAUGAGUCAGACACCAUGUCCAACCGCAUCGUGCACAUCAGCGUACAGCUGUUUAGCAAUGAAGAGCUGGCGCGUCACAUGACCGAGGAGUGCCAGCUGCUCGACAUCAUGGUCACCGUCCUGCACUAUAUGAUGGAAAGUUGCCUUAUCAAAUGCGAACUUCAAGAUGAGGAGAACAGCCGCCAUGUGGUGGUGAACUGUGGGGAGCCUUUGCUGAAAAACAACACCUACUGGCCUUUAGUUAGCGAUUUUAUUAAUAUUCUUUCACACCAAAGUGUAGCAAAGAGGUUUCUGGAAGACCACUCCCUGCUCAUUCUGUGGAUGAGUUUUGUGUCCUUCUUCCAAGGUAUGAACCUGAACAAACGGGAACUGAAUGAGCACGUGGAGUUUGAGUCCCAGACUUACUAUGCAGCGUUUGCAGCAGAGCUAGAGGCCUGUGCACAGCCCAUGUGGGGCCUUCUGACACACUGCAAAGUCAAAGAGACACAAGAGUACACGAAAACAGUGGUGAGAUACUGUUUGGAAACCUUGCAGAUGUGGUUUGAUGCCAUUGGCUUUGUGGAUGAGCCGGCACCCAAUCAGCUAACCUUUCACCUGCCCCUGCAUCGCUACUAUGCCAUGUUUCUAAGCAAGGCCGUGAAGUGUCAGGGUAUUGACUUGGACAGCCUCCUUCCAGACCAGGAGAUGCUUAUGAAGAUCAUGGUCCAUCCGCUGCAGAUUCAGGCAUCCCUGUCAGAAAUCCACAGCAACAUGUGGGUGAGGAAUGGGCUGCAGAUCAAAGGUCAAGCUAUGACCUACGUUCAGUCCCACUUCUGCAACUCCAUGAUCGAUCCGGACAUCUUCCUGCUCCAGGUUUGUGCAUCUAGGCUGGACCCCGAUUAUUUCAUCUCAUGUGUCUUCGAAAGAUUCAAGGUAGUGGACUUGUUAACCAUGGCCUCCAAACACCAGAAUGCUGUACUGGAGCCUGAGCAAGAAAGGCCGAUGCUGGAGGGGGCUCUGACUUUUCUGGUGUUAUUGACAAGCUUGCGGAUACAUUUAGGCAUGGCUGACGACGAAAUCCUCAGAGCGGAGAUGGUUUCCCAGCUGUGUAUGAAUGACCGAACCCACAGCUCACUGCUGGACCUCAUCCCAGAGAAUCCUAAUCCCAAAAGUGGCAUUAUCCCGGGAAGCUGUAGCUUCGAGGCCAUGCUGUCUGCCGUGGCGGACUUCAAGGCGCCGGUGUUCGAACCCGGGGGUUCCAUGCAGCAGGGCAUGUACACCCCCAAAGCUGAAGUCUGGGAGAAGGAGUUCGACCCCAUCAUGGUGGUCCUGCGGACAGUGUACCGGCGAGAUGUGCAGUCGGCGAUGGAUCGAUACGCUGCCUUCCUGAAACAGACUGGGAUGCAUUCGGGAAACCCGUGGCCUCCCUACAAAGAGCGGACGCCGCUGCACCCGUGCUACAGGGGCCUGGUGAAGCUUCUGCACUGUAAAACGCUGCACAUAGUGAUCUUCACGCUCCUCUACAAGAUCUCCAUGGAUCACCCAAACAUGUCGGAACACGUGCUGUGCAUGGUGUUGUACCUGAUCGAGCUGGGCCUGGACAACCUGGUGCAGGAGGACAGGGAAGAUGAGGAACCUUCCAUCGAAGAGCACUGCCACGAUAGCUGGUUUCCUGGCACCAGUCUGCUGUCGAACCUGCACCACGUCAUCAACUUCGUGCGGGUGCGGGUGCCGGAGAACGCCCCGGAGGUGAAGAAGGAGCCCCCCCCCAGCACUAGCAGUGACCCUGCUGCUGCGGGACAGACUUCCCGGCGCCUGACUGGAAAUUGGCGUGAGAACCUGCGGGAGGCGCAGGUGUUCAGCCUGGUGGCAGAGCGCAGGAGGAAGUUCCAGGAGAUUAUCAACCGCAGCAGCAGGGAGGCGGACCAGGCGGUCAGGCCCAAGGCCAGCUCCGGCCGCUGGGCCCCGACGCCUCCGCUGGUCACCGAGAUCCUGGAGGUGCGCGAGAGCAUGCUGUCCCUGCUCCUUAAGCUGCACCGCAAGCUGUCUGCCCUCCAGGACCCAUUCAGUCCCGAGCGGCUGGAUGAGCCGCCGGCCAGCGCCACCCGGCGCACCCACGGCGAUGGCGUCACCGCCAUCGAGCGCAUCCUGGCCAAGGCAGCGGCCCACAGCCGGCACAGCAGGCGGAGCAUCCUGGAGCUGUGUGCCAGGAACGCCCCUCCUGUGCCCCCCAGGAAGCACAGCCCCUCGGAUAAGAAGACCAUGGACAAGGAGGAGAGGCGACAGAAGGCCAGGGAAAGGCAGCAGAAGUUGCUGGCGGAAUUUGCAUCCAGACAGAAGAGUUUUAUGGAAACGGCGAUGGAUGUGGAGUCUCCUGAUGGUGACGUGGCCAUGGACCUGGAUGCCCUGGAGCAGCCAGAAUCUGAGGUCCUGUACGACUGUGUCAUCUGUGGUCAGAGCGGACCCUCUACCGACGACCGGCCCACCGGCCUGGUGGUCCUGCUCCAGGCCACCUCUGUGCUGGGCCACCGGUGCCGGAACACUGAGCCGAAGAAACUGCCCACCAGCGACGAGGAGCACAUCUACCCGGCGGACACCUGCGGCGCCGUCCAUGACGUUCGGCUCACCCUCCUGCAGCGCUUCUUUAAAGACAGCUCCUGCCUGCAGUCGGUCUCUAUCGGCUGGGAUGGAGGUGUGUAUGUGCAGACAUGCGGCCACACACUGCACAUCGACUGCCACAAGUCCUACAUGGAGUCUCUGAGGAAUGAUCAGGUGCUCCAAGGCUCUUCGGUGGAGAAGGGCGAGUUCACCUGCCCCCUGUGCCGGCAGUUUGCCAACAGCGUGCUGCCCUGCCAGCCAGGCCAGGCCACGGAGAGGGGCGUGUGGCACGGUCAUACCAACAAGGGCCUAACCGUGCUUGUCAAGGAGGUGGAGGAGCUGCAGGACCAGCUGGGCGCUUUUCCAGUAAGCGCAGCUACCGAAUCCAAUCUGACUAAAGAAAUGGAGUCUGUGAUAAAAGACAUCAAGAAUACGACCCAGAAGAAGUACAUGGACUAUGGAAAGACCCCUGGGUCACCUGACAACGACUUCCUCUUCAUGUACUCCGUAGCUAGGACCAACCUGGAGCUGGAGCUGGUCCACCGUGGCGGGGACCUGUGCUGCGGGGGGGCCAGCGCUGCUGCCAAGCGCUCCUGCCUCAAUCAGCUCUUCCAUGUCCUGGCUGUGCACAUGCGUCUGUACAGCAUCGACUCGGCCUACAACCCAUGGACCCGGUUGACGCAGAUCACCUGCAGCAGACAUGCAGACAGCACUUGCAACGGCGACAGCCCUGAGGUGCCAAUGCUGUUCAGAGACGUCCCGUCCCUCCUCAUCAUCUUCGUGUUGACUAUGCCCCAGCCUCUGCGCAAAGAACACUUCACAUGCAUGGUGAAGGUGUUGUACACCCUGCAGUUCACCCAGGCACUUACCGCACUGUGUGUCAGGCUCGGUCCGGAUGAGAGGCAGGCCUGGAGCACAUCCGGAGCUCUCAAGAAGGGCCUCGCCAACGCGGACAGAAGCUGGGAGGCCCUUCUGAGCCACGCCAUCAAUGAGCUGUCCCGAGGCAGGAACGUGUACGAGGACGACGGCGACCACAUGUCCAUGCUGAGCUCCAGCGUCUGGUCCCCCCAGUCCAUAGAGUACAGCCUGCAGCAGUUCUGCCUGCCCUUCCUCCGCCUUUCCUGCCUCCUGCAGCAUCACCUCUAUGGGGACAACCUGGCCGGCUGCCCCAAGGAGGACGAGUUCUCGGUCCUAGCCGACUGUCUGGGCUUUUCCCCCCUGGCCCUGCUGCCCUCCGGUCCAUCGUACAGCGCCAGCUUCCUGGAGUGGCCGGUGUGUGCUUUUGAUCUCAUGUCCCAGUGGUGUGCCGAGGUCACCGGCCUGGCGGGAAUGCAGGCCGACGACUCUCAGACCCUGCUGGUGCAGGACCCCCAGUGGGCAGCACCGCACCUCCUUCAAUUACCUGAGAACUACAACACCAUCUUUCAGUACUACCACAGAAAGGCCUGCUCCUAUUGCAAAAAGGUGCCCAAGGACCCGGCCCUUUGUCUCGUCUGUGGCACCUUCGUCUGUCUCAAGGGGAUGUGCUGCAAGCAGCAGAGCUUCUGCGAGUGUGUGCUGCACUCCCAGGCCUGUGGAGCAGCGACAGGAAUAUUCCUCCUGAUCAAUGCCUCUGUCAUCAUCAUCAUCCGAGGCCAUCGUUUCUGUCUGUGGGGCUCAGUCUACCUGGAUGCUCAUGGAGAGGAGGACCGUGACCUCCGCCGUGGCAAGCCGUUGUUCCUGUGCGAGGAGCGCUACCGGGUUCUCCGGCAGCAGUGGGUAUCCCAUACCUUUGACCACAUCAACAAGCGCUGGGGGCCCCACUACAACGGACUGUAGCAUACCCCCCUGCCCAAAAACAAUGAAGAAAAACUCACCUCCCUUGUGGUGGGGAGGAUGGGGGAAUCACUUUGACUGGUGUCUGAGGCCUCUGGAACUCCCGGGUGAAUUUCCGGAACAUUCCAGAGGCCCGGCUAGCACGGCGUGGGUUUGCUUGAGACUCCGUUUAUACAAUCAUGCUUGAACACUAAUUUCUGUUAUAAAUGUGUUGUUUAAGCCUAGGCUUCAGAGAGAACAUGCGAAAGCUUGGAAGACUGGAUGUGAAAGCACAAUUUGGUCUGGUAGAAAAGGGUUUUUCCCUCAUUCUUUUUUUAAGUAUGUGUGAUUCAUCCCUAUGUAUAAAAUAUAAAAAAUUAAAAAAAAAAUUCAAGGGGGAUAUCCAGGAGUCGAACUGUCAGAUCAGCAGCUAUAUGAACUUGCCUGUGACAAUGCAUUUUUUUUUUUUGCCCGAAAACAAUGUUAAAUUGCUAAAGCAAAUUUAAGUGCUGGGGCCAACUAGUACUAACCUGAAAUGGUACCGGAGCCUAAAAAUGUAUUACUAAUAUUAGAAAUAAUAAGUCAAUAGCUAUUCACUCCAUGGAUUGGUAUGUUUGAAGCAGUGUUUGGUCACAUUGUUUGAGUCAACAUGCACCCUGUCCCAAUCUUGUGGUGUGUUCCCUUCACCCGUUACAUGAGGUCCUGUAAAAGAUGUAGUUCUGUACCUGUAAAGUGUUUGUUGACAUGUAAUAGUAGGUAAUAGUGAGUCCUUUGCAGACCUGCAAAUGGCUCUUCUUCAAAUGUAGUUGCAUUUCAUCCUCAGGAAUUUUCUUUUUGCUGUAGUUUAAAAUACAGAAUUGUUUAUUUAAAGAAAUGCUGCUAUUCAUUGUUAGAGAAAAGAAUUUUAGCUUUGUAAAGUUAAUUUUUUCUUUCUGAUUUGCUUUCGACCUUAGAUGGCUGGGGAUGGUGGUGUGUGGACUCCCCCCUACCCCCCACCCCCACCCAUCUUGACCUUCUUUGAAGCAGGUCUUGCUUGGCAUUUUCGUCCAAAUGUGAGCUGCUCCAAGACAGGCCUGGCCUGAGGUUUCGUCAUGCAGUGGGCUGUCUUUGUUUUUGUGUUUUUUGUUUUGCACUGUAGAAACCUUUCUUCAUCACGUUUGGUCUAUUGGCGGGUCCUAAUGGUGGAGAAGAGCACGGAUUCUGAUUGGUUGAUUGGGAGACUCCAGUCAUGUAGCUGAUUGUAAAUCAACAUUUAAACCCACUACCCAGUGCUGUUGAAGCUUGGAAGAAACAUUUUGGUUAAAAAAGGUAAAAAUACCCAACAGCAUUUAAGUCUGUGUUUCCACAAAUAUAGCAGCGGCAUGUUGUAAUACAUUUUUUAAGUGGAUAAUUAAACAAUAUAUGUGAAUACUGGCAAAGAAAGGGAAUAACUUUAGCUUUGUUGAUCCUAAUAUUUGUGGGUAUAAGUGAAGUUAAUGUCUUUCCCCUCCCCCAGCUCUCUCUGCUCUCAGCUUGGCAUUUUGUGUUGGACUCAGAUUUUCUUUGUAGAAAUGAGGAUAACAAAUUAUUUGCUUUUUAAGUCAGGUUUGGGCAGUCACUAGCUUUUCUAAAGAUCCAUCACAAGCCCCCUGAAUUCAUUCUGGGCCAAUUUUUUUUUAAAAUAUUUCAAAAAGAUCAUUUUAAUUUUACAAUGUGUGUUUGUGCAGAAACAAUGGGGAUAAGGAUGCUAAUUUAUGGAUGAUUCUUAAUCUGUGUUAAAUUCACAGUGAAAAUCUGUGUUAAAUUCACAGUGAAAAUCCAUUCAGAUUCUGUUUGACUUAUUGUUUCAGUUAUGAGUCAACCAUAUUUAAAGUGUUUUAAUAAUUCUUACAUCCCGAUUUUGUUUCAACCUGGUUUCUCCUGAGAGUUUUUUUUUUUUACUUGUUUAUACACAGAUUAUCAAAAUUCUUUAGCUUCGGUCAUCCACUGUGUAUGGGUCAGGGCCCAAUACUGGGGCUCUAGAUGCAUUCCAGAUCAGUUCUGGGGCAGGAUUAAAGUUAAAAAGACGUGUAUGCAUAAAACACACAUCUAGAAAUAUUGUAGUGACACUUUGUGUCCCGUAUACGUAUCUUGAAUUUGCCCAUUUCUGAAUAACAGUAACUAUUUAUUAUCCUGUUGUGCCUGAAUGACAUAUCAUUACUUUUUAAAAUAAAGGACAGAUAACACGUUUUGGGUCCUUCUGUUCUUGUUUGUUGGCAGUGGGAGGGAGUCACUCCCUGUCCCGCCGCCAACCACCAUCAUACUAUUGGAAAUAUUAAGCUUUUAGGGAGGGAAAGCAUUUGGAUUUUUUUUCUGGAAUUUAUGCAUGCUGCUGAUCUGUUUACUUGUCAGGUUUUCACUCUGUUUCCUGAUUCACAGCCCCCCCAGCCUCCCCCCGCCCACCCCAUGGGAAACCCUUUUGAGCUGUGGGUGAACAUUGUAAUCAGAAAGCUGAGUGUUUCUCUGUGUGUUUUUGCUGAAUGAAUGAACAAUAAAAAUACAGUACAUUACUGUAGGUGCUGACUCAAACCUUCUGAUUGGAAUCAGAAUGUAUGACUUAGACAUUUAAAGGAAAAUGUAACAUAUGUUAAUAAAGUGCGGAAUAAAAGCA
Paramormyrops kingsleyae is the source of this 8493-nucleotide messenger RNA. The record is from RefSeq and is a predicted model, not a curated record. NCBI's taxonomy places the organism in Eukaryota, Metazoa, Chordata, Actinopteri, Osteoglossiformes, Mormyridae.